Notechis scutatus (mainland tiger snake) is the source of this 1290-nucleotide messenger RNA. Lineage: Eukaryota; Metazoa; Chordata; Lepidosauria; Squamata; Elapidae. The record is from RefSeq and is a predicted model, not a curated record.
UACUACUCAUAAAAGGAUCCACACAGGGGAGAAACCAUUCAAAUGCAUGGCGUGUGGAAAGAGCUUUCGCCACUACAGUGGUCUUACUUGCCAUAAAAGGAUCCACACAGGAGAGAAACCAUUUAAAUGCAUGGAAUGUGGAAAGAGCUUCAGUGUAAACUGCAAUCUUACUUCCCAUAAGUGGAUCCACACAGGAGAGAAACCAUUUAAAUGCACGGAGUGUGGAAAGACUUUUAGUCAGAGCAGUGCCCUUACUCUCCAUAAGAGGAUCCACACAGGGGAGAAACCAUUUAAAUGCACGGAUUGUGGAAAAACUUUUAGUCAGAGCCAUCACCUUACUCGCCAUCAAAGGAUCCACACAAGGGAGAAGCCAUUUAAAUGCAUGGAGUGUGGAGAGAGCUUUAGUAGGAGCAAUUACCUAAUUUCCCAUACAGAGAUACACUUGAGUGAGAAUAUAUGUUAAUUCUAGAAAGGUAAUUAAAUUUAUGGUUUUUUUCUAUUUACAGAGACUGAGCUUAGACAUUUUUUUUAGUUUGAUCUUCCCGACUGGAGCCUGAGGGAGAUGAGUUUAUUGAUGAAAAUGUAAAGAAUAGGGACAUGCCAUUUUAAUUAUGAACUGCGGAUUUUUGAAUGUAUCUACAUUUAGCUACAAAAAGUGAAGCCUCCUAUUCCGUAGUUGUUUGUUCUUACCACUUAAUCACACUAAAAGAGUUUAAAUUUUUCUCCUUUUUCUUAAUCUUAGAAUUAUUUCACCUUUUCUUAUUUCUCAUUGCAUACUUAGUUUCUUAGAGUUACUGUUCUCUGUCCUCAGAGAAAUUGGAAGUAGUGGAGGAGAGAGAUUCUAGGCUGUGAAAAAAAAUGUUAUAAUUCAAAGAGAAUUCAGGUUCUUUCAAAGUUUAGAGUGAGAUGAAAUGUGAUAUUAUAUAGUCCUGUUGUGAUAUUGCCUUAAAAGUGACACGUAAGAGGUUUUUCAAUUUUUCCCUCUUUUAGUCCCAAGUUAGGGAUACUCACUAAAAUAACAAAAUGAUGCCACUGUGCUGACAUUGCAAAUGAUCAAGCAAGAAAGGUGAUAAUUGCAAAUUAGCGGGACCAAAAUAAAUAACGUGAAUUAAGAAAAACUCUUUCAGAAAAACUACUUCUGAUCCUCCUGACCAAAGUGAGAUGGGGAGCCAUCUGUGUUAUGUGAAGAAUUCCAAAAAAGACUCAAAGUUGCACCCACAAUAUAGAACUAUGACCUGAGCCAGGUACUAUGUAUGGAGAAGCCUCAUCAUCUGAGGGAAUUGUCACAUG